Messenger RNA from Polyodon spathula (Mississippi paddlefish), 6807 nucleotides. It is a transcript of the gene macf1b, whose product is annotated as microtubule actin crosslinking factor 1b. The transcript has 38 exons. Gene Ontology annotation, biological process: wound healing; intermediate filament cytoskeleton organization; cytoplasmic microtubule organization. Gene Ontology annotation, cellular component: hemidesmosome; intermediate filament; cytoplasm. Lineage: Eukaryota; Metazoa; Chordata; Actinopteri; Acipenseriformes; Polyodontidae. The record is from RefSeq and is a predicted model, not a curated record. Gene Ontology annotation, molecular function: structural molecule activity; microtubule binding; calcium ion binding. Bases 664 to 6807 code for a protein of 2047 amino acids.
AAAAACAUUAAUCCUAUAUGUACCAACUGUUAAUAGUCACCAGUUAACAUAAAAAAUGUGGAUCUUUACUUGUUAACUGCAGAUUAAACAGAGUUGUCAGCCUCUGCCAAUUGUAAUUAUGGAUGUCCUAAUCUGUUUUUUUUUUUCAUUGUCUGAUAUGGAACAGAAUGGGGACUGAAUUCCAACAGCAGAUUAAACUGGACAUUAUUACCAGUGCAGAUGCUUGUCAUCAAAGUCCACACUUACAUUGAAGAUGUAUUUUCUCUGUUCUAUAUCCAAUUGACAAUAAACGGCAUUGAAGUUAUACCUUAAAGCAUGUGCAUUAUAGUUUAUACAAGGGUAGCAGAAAUGCAUUAGCUUUAUAUCUAUUUAGUAGUUCUAAAAUAAGCUCCUCUUCAUGAGAAUGUUCUUACAAAUGACUGCCCCUGAUCCUAACCCUAAUUAUUUUUAAAGUGUCACCACCUGUUCUAUUCAGGCAUAGCCAGCCGUAGAUGCCCAUUGUCAUAUGUUGUGGGUGGGAGAGGAGGAGUUGUGGGAGCAUGCUUUUUAUUCAUCUUUGUUUUACCAUGGCCUUGUCUUGUUUUAGGCAGCUAAGCAUCAGCCUGUAUGCAUGAAUCGGGGUCUUGCAUCCACACACCUCAGUAACCUCUUGGCUUUAGGACUAUGGGGAAUUCCAUCAGCAGACCCGGUUGCCUAGGACGGAAGUCCAAGCAGGUGAAGUCAGAGGAGGACUUCCUGAAAGAGUGUUACCAGCACAGAGGUCCUCCCCUCAUUGAGAACUGGGGAGGGGAGAACCUUAAAGACAAGGACGACGCGGAAACUCACAACAAUACAGAGGACAGGCUCAUUGACAAUGCCUGGAGCCCAAUCCAGACUUCUCCUGUUAACAUCCCCCAAAAUGGAACUCUCAUUGAGAAAGACAUCACAGAUUCUUGCAACCAACCCAAAGACAAGACUGGGGGACAGGGGCAGCAGACAGCAGGAGUGCUGAAACACAGCUCAGGGAGCCCUUGGUCCUGGAAGCCACUGGCUACCAGGGAAGUGACCGAGAUCACUGAGGUCACUGAGACCACUGUCACGGAGAUCGUGGAAGUGACAGAGUAUCCAUCAGGAGAGAAGGGGGGAGACCCCAUUAUCACAAGGACUGUGAGGGUCCUUACUGGGGUUGCUGAGGAGCUCUCUGAGCUUCAGAAUGAUGAGCAGUCAAUAUCAGAUCAAGACAACAGUGUGGAUAAGUGGAGUGUGCUUAACAAAAAGGUUGCACGAUGUGCCUUAACUUUCCAAGAGGACUCAAGAAACUCACAAGCAUUUCUACAAAACCUGGAGGCAUUACUGGUUUGGGUCUGUGACAUUGAAGAGCUGACAAUCACUCAGAAACCCCCGUCUUCCGAAGUGAAAGUGGUCACAGCCCAGCUACAAGAGCAGAAGCUUCUGCAGCGCCUGUUGGAAGACAGAAGACCCAGUCUGGAGAUAAUGAUUCUCGAUGGGCCACAGCUCCUAGAGCAGAGCCAAGGCACAGAAAAUAAGGUCUGCAGCAGCAUAUCCCACCUGCAGCAGAGGUGGCAGACAUUGCUUCAGAACGCAGACACCAGGCACCGCAGUUUGGAGCUGAUCCUCCCCAAAGCACAGGCCUUCCAGGAGACCACGGACACUUUCCAGCAGUGGUUGUUUUCCAUGGAGCAAAACCUGACUGAGCUUCGAACCGCAGAGAAGCAUGUGAGCCACAUCCAGGAGGCUGCUGACCACGCCCAGGCUGCUGUGGAAGAAAUUAAAUCCAAAAGUGUGAGUCUGGAGGAAGUCAUGUUAAAGGGUCAGAGACUAAUGGAGUGUAUAUCAGAUGAAGAGGCCCUGCUGGUUCAGGAGAAGACUGACAGCCUCAGGAUCAGGUACUCGGUGGUCAGUCUGAACAGCUUUGACGUCCUGCAAAAACUCGAGCAAGCCCUGGAGGCCUCGUCCAGGUGCUCCUCCAGCCAGGAAGACCUCAACCUGUGGCUGGGCAGGGUGGAGAGGGAGCUGCUGAGCGGGGCCAGUCAGUCUGGCUCAGGGGAGAGCUUCUUUACUGCAACUGAGAGGCAGAAGCUGGAGCAGGCUGUGGAGAAGGAACUGGGUUGGGUCGCAGGUACAGAAGAGAAAGUUGAGGAACUCUGCAACAUCCAUCUGGACCAAGAGGUCAUUUCAUCUCAGAUGUAUGAGCAGAAGAAUUUGGCAAUUGAGAUUCUGCAGCAUAGAUAUAAUCUGGAGAAAAUGCUGAAAAUAGCUGAAAUACUGUUCAGUUACAACGAGGAAACAGAAAAACAUCCACUAGAGUCCCACCUGGAGUCUUUGCGGGACCGCUGCCACAGCGUAUCCCUGAAGAACUCCAAUACCGCCUUGCAGCUGGAGCAUGCUAAGUCCCUGCUCUCACAGUUCUCAGAGGCUUACAGCGAGGUAUCGCCAUGGUUACAGGAAACCCAAGCCCUCAUUAGCCAGCUCUCCUUGCAUUCAAUUAGUUAUGAGGAUUUCAAACAACAGCAGGAGCUGUUACAGGGGCUGAGAGAGCUGAUUGCAGAGCACAAGCCCCUGAUAGCGAGGCUAAAGUCAGUGAGCGUCCGGCUGGUGGAGCUGAGCCAUGCUCAGGGAGAGACCUUUGCAGAAAAAAGCAAGGCCGCAGAAGAGCUUUACGGAACAAUAAAGGAAAGGGUGCGGCAGGCUGCCUGUGUGCUGGAGGAGGCACUGCCACGCUAUACUCAGCUGACCGAGAGGAUGUCCCUGAUGUCAGAGAGUUUGGACAGGCUCCACAGCCGGCUGCAGGCCCCUGUGACCCUGCGAGGGGAGUCGUCCAGGAUCCAGGAGCAGCUAGAGGACAAUCGGCACACCCUGUCUGAGCUAGACAAGCUGGAGCUGGGGCUGAACACGGUCCGAACACAGGCUGACGAGCUCAUCACCAACGCGCAGACAACUGGGGACAGCGCUAUUGGCACAGCCAUCCAGGAGAGAGUGUCUAAUUUAGGUCAGCAGUGGGAGGAGACUCGGGCCCAGGCCAAGGACAGGGAGAAGUGGCUGCUGAACCUCCUCAAUCUGGCCAGCAAGUUCUGGAGUGACCUCGCUGACAUUACAGUCACCUUGAACGACACCCAGCAGGCGGUCCUGGAACUAAACGGAACCAGAUCCAGCCCAGAUUCUAUCAGACAAAGCCUGGACACCAUGCAGACUCUCAGGGGAGACGUCGACAGCCUACAGGGGGACCUGGACAUGCUAGGAAUUCUGGGAGUGGAUUUGAUGUCAGCUUGUGGAGACACUGACAAACCUGAUGUAACCAAGAGCUUAGAUGAGCUGUAUUGCAUGUGGAACCACCUGAGUACAUUGUGGACGGAGCGAUACAACAAACUGGAGGAUUGCCUCCAGACAGCUGUGCUGUACCAGGAAGCAAUAGAGCGGCAGUUUGAGUGGCUUGCUUCAGCAGAGACAAGAGCUGCCCAAGAGUUCUUCGUUGGAGUCGACCUACAGACAGUUAAACAGCAGCUGUGCGAUCUGAAGGAGUUUAAGCGCGAGCUGUACCAGCAGAAGAUUGAGAUGGAAUGCUUAAACCACCGUCUGUCCUCCAGACUCCCCCAGAGCUCGGAGCAGCAGACAGGCAGCACGGAACUCACUGACUUCAGACAGCGCUGGGACUGCCUGGAGAGGGAGACAGUGAGCAGACAGCACCAGCUGGAGUCUGCUCUGUUGGGGUUGGGGCAGUUCCAGCACACCCUGGACGAGUUACACACCUGGCUGUCACACACCACAGACCUGCUGCAGGGGAGCCAGCCAAUCAGCAUCGACCUGCAGACCUGUGAGAUUGAGCUGGCUAAACACAAGGUGCUGCGGAAUGACGUGAUGUCACACGUGCGCACUAUGGAGUCUCUGAACCAGGCUGGCCGGGAGCUUUUGGAGGCUGGGGCAGGGGACAACCCUCAUGGGCUGCAGGCCAGACUGGAGGAUCUCAAUGAGCACUGGGAGAUUGUCCACUGUGAGACAGAGAGGAGGCAGCUUGAGCUGGAGAACAACCUCAGUCAGGUACAGGAUGUAACAAUGGAGAUCCAGGACCUGCUACAGUGGCUGGAACACACUGAACUGAGACUCUCAUCCUCCAAGCCGGUCUGGGGACUGCCAGAGACUGCUAAAGAGAAGCUCACUGUACAUCUGGAGUUGUGCAAGGAAAUGGAGUCCAAACUACAUGCUUACAACAACGUAAGGGAUUCGAUCCACAGGUUGCUGGCCAGCAGCAAUGUGGCCAGGGGUUCAAGCACUGAGCACAGCCUCUGUAUCCUUGAGCAGAAGUGGGAAGCUGUGCAUAGUAAGGUGAUGGAGAGAAAGGCAAAGCUGUCUGAAGGGCUGACGGUGGCAAAGGAGUUUCACAGCACCAUCCAGGACCUGCUCAAGGGGAUGUCUCAAACUGAAGAGGACCUCAGUGCCUUACCUCCACCAAGCCUCCUGCUGGAGACCGUCAACACGCAAAUCCAGGAGCACAGGAUCUUGGUAACUGAAGUGAACCUCUACAGUGAGAAGAUGUCAGCAGUGGAGGCAGUAGCAUCACGGCUUAAAGAGUUCAGCAGGAAACAGGAUUGCAAUGUGGUGCAGAACCUUAUUGUGGCGGUGCAGGACCGCUGGGGAAAGGUCCUUCAACGCACUGCUGAGAGGGGAAAAUCACUGGAAGAAGCCAAGAAACAAGCUAAACAGUUCAGUGAAUCAUGGCAUCUUCUUGUGGACUGGAUGGGGGAGGUGGAGCAGACUUUGGACACACACAAUGAGAUUGCUGUGUCUCAUGAAGAAAUCAAGCAACAGCUGACAGAGCAGAAGGAGUUCCAGAAGUUGCUGAGAUCCAAGCGACCUGUCUAUGAAGCCACCCUGAAGAGCGGACGGUCUCUGCGUGAGAGAUCCCAGAGUCCAGGAGACAGGCAGCAGCUGGAGGACCUCAUGGCAGAGCUGAGAGACAUGUGGGACACCAUCAGUGGGAAAUCCACGGAGAGGCAGCACAAGCUGGAAGAAGCGCUGCUGUUUUCAGGCAGAUUCACAGACGCCCUGCAGGCCCUGAUGGAUUGGCUUUAUAGGGCCGAACCACAGUUGUCCGAAGAAAUGCCUGUUGGAGGAGAAAAAGACCUUGUCAACAAUCUUAUGGAUAAACAUAAGGCUUUCCAGAAGGAGCUGGGAAAGCGAGCUGGCUGCAUAAAGACCCUGAAGCGAUCAGUGAGGGACCUGACCAAAAGCAACAGCACAGACUCUCAGUGGCUGCAGGUGCAGAUUGAAGAGCUGGAAAGUCGAUGGGAGACAGUAUGCAGGUUGUCUGUAUGCAAGCAGGCAAGGCUGGAGGCAGCAAUGCGGCAGGCAGAAGAGUUCCACUCUCUGGUCCAUGUGUUUCUUGAGAAACUGUCUGAAGUUGAGAGGGCCCUUCAGUACGGGGGGUUUCCCGAGGAGGAGAAAGCUGUGUUGGAAUUUCAUAAGCAGCACCAGGAAUCAAUGUAUUUACUUGAGUGCCAGCUGAUGGAGCUGGACUGCAUCAGAUCCCUGGGAGAAGAAAUCCUCUCUUCUUGCCACCCGGACUCUGUCAUCACAAUGAAGUCGUGGAUCAAUGUCACCAAGACCCGCUUUGAGGAGGUUCAGGCCUGGGCGCGUCAGCAGGGACAGCGGAUCCAGGGCAGCCUGUCCAAUCUGGAGGCAGAGAGGGAGGAGGUGCAGAGGCUGCUGGACUGGAUCUCAGCAGCCGAGGAGUCCUUGACCCUGCGGGACCAGGAGCCAGCGCCCGAGGAAACGGCUCAGGCUCAGGAGCUCAUCCAACAGCAUGCGGAGUUUAUGGUGGAGCUAAACCGGAAGCUGCCAGAGGUGGAGAAGAUCACCAAGUCCUGCAAACUGAAACUUGCACCAAAACCUCAGCUACCUCAGAGCCGGAAAACUCCAUCCAAGCGGAGAGGGACUGUGAAGUCCCAGCCAGUCACUCCAGUCCCCUUGGAGAACCUGGAGCCCCAGACCCCACAGCUCGGGCAGCUGGUCAGCCAGUGGCAGCAGCUUUGGAUCCUGGCCCUGGACAGGCAAUGCCGCCUGCAGGACCAGCUUCAGCGGAUCAAAGAACUGGAAGAGUUUGCAAACUUUGACUUCAGCGUGUGGCGCAAGAGGUACAUGCAGUGGAUCAGUCACCUCAAGUCUCGCAUCCUAGACGUGUUCAGAAGCAUCGACAGGGACCAGGAUGGAAGGAUCAGCCAGAAGGAGUUCAUGGACAAUGUCCUGUCAUCCAAAUUCCCCACCAACUCCUUGGAGAUGACUGCAGUGGCCAAUAUCUUUGAUAUGAAUGGAGAUGGCUUUAUAGACUACUAUGAGUUUGUGAGUGCUCUGCACCCGAGCCGUGACCCAUAUCGCCGGAGUGCUGAUGCAGACCAGAUCAAUGAGGAGGUGAGCCGGCAUGUGUCUCAGUGUAGCUGUGUAAAGAGAUUCCAGGUGGAGCAGAUCAGUGCCAACAGAUACCGGGCCUCCCAUCGCUCCCUGUCCAUCAGCCACAGGACCCGGGUGGCUAUGGGCAUAGACCCGCAGUCCCAGCUGCAGAUGAAGACAGGCGGUCGUAAGGUGCAGAAAGAACUGAACUCCACUGCCUCCCCCAUGAUUUCCGGCAGCGAAACUGUUGCAGUGGGAGCAGCUCCCCUUGGUGGGGUUCUGGCCACAGUAAUUCCUGCUGCGAUGUGGAGCAACAGGCAGCCCCCGCAUGUGAUGUGGAGCGGCUGGCAACCCCAGGCGAAGCAGUCCCAGCGACCGCAGGUGAUGCUGAGCAGUGGGCAACCGCAGGCGAUGCAGAGCAGCUGA